This is a messenger RNA of Malus domestica (apple), 874 nucleotides long. RefSeq lists its product as uncharacterized. NCBI's taxonomy places the organism in Eukaryota, Viridiplantae, Streptophyta, Magnoliopsida, Rosales, Rosaceae. The record is from RefSeq and is a predicted model, not a curated record.
AUUAGAUAAUUUAAAGCUUUUGUUUGCUUGCGUCACUGUCACCGUCACCGUCAUGGGGAGCUUUCAGUUUGUGUUUAAUCAGGUUAAUGGCAAAAAUGGCAAAGCACGAAGAACUCCCGAUUCCAACCAAUUCAUGACACCAUCAACGCCGUCUACGAUCACUCCACCCAACUCGAGGAGGCCCAACUCUUCGCUUGCUCUCCAGGAGAGUGAACUUGACCAGAGAGCACAUAGACUACGAGGGCUACUCGGUGCUGCCGUUGGCCAUGCGACAGUACACCAUUGUCGCAAUUUGGAAGCACAAACGACGACGGAGACACCGAGAAAGUUCUCAUAAUUUCCAAUGGUCAACAAGAAGUACCAAAUUUGUACUUAGCCAACCGACCCUACCAAGGAAAUUUAGAAUCACAAAUGGGGGCCUUAUUUCAUUUGGGUCGUCUUUGGAAAUGUUCGACUACUUCUAUAAGUCCCUCCAUUAUUGGCCUAUUGAUCUCAAUGUCAAUAAGCUAUUGCUUAUCAGAAUGCAAAACAAGAGUGAAACAAGAGGAAAAUUAGUUUUCAUUUCUUCUGAAUACGAUGAUGAAAGCUUUUCUUCACUCACCCUUGGAGAAAAAGAGGCAUGCAUACAAAAGAUGCAACUGCCUAGAACCUUGGUUCACAUUGAAGCAUGUCAUCAAAGGGAGUAGUCAACUUACAAUUGCCAGAUGGUGUAAUUAGCAUCUUUUAUAGAGUUUUAAUUUUUAUGUAAAUGGGUGAUAGAAUUUUAAACUUUUUGAUAAUGUUGAAUAGUUUCGUACACCAAAUGACAGAUGUGGGCUUGACAUAAUAUAAAAAGAUCUUUAGAAAUGUGUAACACCUGUCAAUGUAGUUGUAU